Molecule: messenger RNA, 738 nt
Organism: Cuculus canorus (common cuckoo)
Lineage: Eukaryota; Metazoa; Chordata; Aves; Cuculiformes; Cuculidae
Gene: BCL2L15
Product: BCL2 like 15
Exons: 4
Coding region: 85-567 (160 amino acids)
Biological process (GO): regulation of apoptotic process
Source: RefSeq, a predicted model, not a curated record
CAGCUCUGGGAAAAAGAAGCCAAAGUCCAGAAGCAAAGCUCACCUGCAAAGAGCGGCAGCUCCGCAGCGGGGAGACGGGCUGCGAUGGGCACCUUUGAGGAGCAGACCCAGUGCGUGGUGGAAGCUUUGUUCUUCGACCUCCUGAGCGAAGAGGAGAGCAGCUACCGGAGCCUGGAGACUGACUCGGGAGGGCCGCUGCUUUUGGCGGAGGAGCCCCCAACGGCGUUUGACCCUGUGGUGAUCGCCAGUCGCCUGCGGCAGAUGGGGGACCAGUGCAACAUGGACUUUGAAAGGGUUUCCUCGGAGGCUCUUGCUGACGUCCUCAAGGGAAAGAUGGAGAGGUUUGGGACUGCCGUGGACUCCCUCAGCAGGAGCUGGAGUCACCAACACCCUGAGCUGGUCUAUGAGAAAGCUUUCCUCUGUGUUUCUGUGAAACUGCUAAUGCAUCUCGCUAAGAAAAUCCCAGCCAUGGUGCAUCCCAGCCAAUUAGUCAGUGUGAUUAACGGAAAUCCACAAGUGAGAAGCUACAUUGAAGCCUGCGGCGGAUGGGAGAACCUGGGCAGCUGACAGGAAGGCUCUGCUGCUUCCCAGAAGGCGCCGAUGGGUGUUCAUUGAUUUAACGGGGAGAAAUGCUGUUGUAUUUCUUCCAGAGGCUGUAAGAAGAACUGUGCACAUAAGCAAUGGGUAAAAGAUUCUAUCGCACUGUAAACAAAAAUUAAUAAAUGACUCUCUUAUUUA